Ceratotherium simum simum (southern white rhinoceros) is the source of this 4732-nucleotide messenger RNA. NCBI's taxonomy places the organism in Eukaryota, Metazoa, Chordata, Mammalia, Perissodactyla, Rhinocerotidae. The record is from RefSeq and is a predicted model, not a curated record.
GACAUGAAUUGAUGAAGGGUUUGCUUGUUGUUGUUGCUAUGAUUUUGGUAGGUGUCACAUGGGGUGAGGGCAGAGUGCAGACGUGGGGCAGGGGAGUAUUUGGAAGCAGGGCAGGGCUACAGGGGCUCUUCAGUGUUAAUUGCAGGCAUACCAUCAGAGCUACCUUUGACAUUGUAAGUUCCAUUAGGAUUCCUGGGGACUGGGAGGCUAUGGGAUAGUCAUGAGAUCCCUAGGAAGUGGUAGAGGAAGGGAUCUUUGGCUCCUUAUCUUAAGCAAGAAUGUAGGCCUGGGCAGAAAAGGCCAGUUCCACUUAUCUCAGGCUCUCUGCUAUUUUUGAUAUGAGCUACAGAACAAGGUCUAAGAUUGAACUUUCUCCCUGUCCUAUGCCUUCCAUGCCCCUCCCCCAGAGACCUUUCUUGUCACCUAGGAAAUCUCAGGAUUACCCCUUUAGUUCUCAUUUCUUGUUCCUCCCUUCCACCAUUCUGAUUCCUGAUCCAUAGAAUUUUGUGUCUCUAAGUCUGGAAUAGAGGCUAAGGAUGUGAAAGUUUAGGGUCUGGCAUCCCUGAGAGUGUCCGGUAUCCCACAAAGAAAUUCCACAUGCAUGCCCAGGAUCCCAUGCUUAUCCCCAAUUCUCAUUUUAGCAUUCUCUCCCUUCCCAUCAUGCUGGGUGAGACUGUAGCUAGUGGCUCAGAGAUAUUUUUAGCCAAGCAGACCUCAUUGUCCAGUGGGGUGGGCUGGGGGGAGGGUAGGCAGGUGCCCACGUCCAUCACACUGGGGCUUGUAGGGCAGCCGAGAGAAAGGAGGGGGUCAGGCUCCAAAAAUAGCACAGUGAGCUCAUUCAGCUGCCAGGUCUGGGGACAAGACAAAGGGGCUUUAAAAGGCGUGGGGGGUGGCUCAGGCUGGUCCUGCUCCAGCCUACACUGCCUUUCUCGGCAUGGACACCUUUGAGCCCAUCAGCCAAGAGUCCCUCAGCCAAGCCAGCUGCGACAAAGUCCCAGGCCCAGUUCCUGAGCUCCAGGACCCGUUCUAUGCAGAACUGCAACGGGCAGAGAGCCUCCAGGAGAAGAGUGUGAAGGAGGCCAAGACCAAAUGCCGGACGAUUGCAUCUCUGCUAACUGCAGCCCCAAACCCCCACUCCAAGGGGGUGCUUAUGUUUAAGAAACGUCGGCAGAGAGCCAAGAAGUACACCCUAGUGAGCUUUGGGGCUGCGGCUAGGACAGGCGCUGAGGAGGAGGAGGACGGCAUCCCUCCAACUAGUGAGUCCGAGCUGGACGAGGAGGCCUUCUCCGACGCCCGAAGCCUCACCAACCAGUCCGACUGGGACAGCCCCUAUCUGGACAUGGAGCUGGCCAGGACCCGCUCAGGCGCAGUAGAGGGCCAGGGCCUGGGGCUGGGAGGGCAGCUGAGUGAGGCCUCAGGGCGAGGGGUCCAGCUCUUUGAACAGCAGCGCCAGCGCGCAGCCUCCAGCACCCAGGAGCUGACCAGGGAUGGUCCAGCAGCCAUGCUCAACGGGCAGGGCCUGCAGUCACCACCUCGGGCCCAAAGUGCUCCACCGGAGGCGGCUGUGCUUCCAUCCAGCCUUUUACCGGCCCCUGUAGCCAGCCCUAGACCCUUCCUCCCGGGCAGUGGAGCCUCUACUACAGCUCCAAGCAUCUUUAACCGGUCAGCCAGGCCCUUUACCCCGGGCUUACAGGGACAGCGGCCAGGUACGACCUCAGUUAUUUUCCGGCCCCUAGCCCCCAAGAGGGCGAAUGAAAGCCUAGGAGGCCCCAGCCUCGCUCCACCGCCCUUCUUGUCCUCUCCGCAGGGGCCCACCCCUCUGCCCAGCUUCACUUCAGGGGGUCCCAGCCACGUGCCAGCCUCCGGUUCCCCCAGUACCCCACGCUCCUCGGGCCCUGUGACGGCCACCAGCUCCCUGUACAUCCCAGCCCCCAACCGUCCUGUUACGCCAGGCGGAGCCGCAGAGCCCCCCACUCCCCCUAGUGGAGCUGCCAAGACCUCCACCGCUUCUAUCUUCCUGUCGGCGCCUCUGCGACCGGCUGCGCGCCCAGAGGCGCCUGCCCUAGGCUCCGCGGCCCCUGAGCCCCCUAGUGCUCGAGAGCAGCGCAUCUCUGUGCCAGCUGCCCGCACCGGCAUCCUCCAGGAAGCCCGGCGUCGGGGGACCCGGAAGCAGAUGUUCCGGCCCGGAAAUGAGGAGACGAAGAACUCGCCUAACCCUGAGCUGCUAUCGUUGGUGCAGAACCUGGAUGAAAAACCCCGAGCUGGGGGUGCUGAAUCUGGUCCAGAGGAGGAUGCUCUGAGCCUAGGGGCUGAAGCCUGCAACUUCAUGCAGCCACCAGGAGGCAGGAGUUACAAGACACCGCCUCACGUGACACCUAAAACCCCGCCUCCGAUGGUUCCCAAGACACCACCCCCUAUGACUCCUAAGACUCCUCCCCCAGUGGCUCCUAAGCCCCCAUCUCGAGGGUUCCCUGAUGGGCUAGUGAAUGGGGCAGCCCCUUCGGCUGGAAUCCCUGAACCACCACGGCUUCAGGGCAGGGGUGGGGAGCUGUUUGCUAAGCGGCAGAGCCGAGCAGACAGGUAUGUGGUGGAAGCUACACCUGGUCCUGGCCUUGGCCCUCGGCCCAGAAGCCCUUCUCCUACUCCCUCACUGCCCCCUUCCUGGAAAUAUUCACCCAAUAUCCGAGCCCCACCUCCUAUUGCUUACAACCCACUGCUCUCACCCUUUUUCCCCCAAGCUGCCCGAACUCUCCCUAAUAAGGCCCAAUCCCAGGGGCCUCGGGCGACUGCCAAGCAGGGCAUCAAGGCUCUGGAUUUCAUGCGGCACCAGCCCUACCAACUUAAAACUGCCAUGUUCUGUUUUGAUGAGGUUCCCCAGACUCCUGGCCCCACCUCCUCAGGGCCCCCCAAAACUGCCCGAGUCCAGGAGAUCCGCCGAUUUUCCACUCCAGCACCCCAGCCCACUGCAGAGCCCCUGGCCCCCACUGUGCUUGCCCCCCGAGCAGCCACUACAUUGGAUGAGCCCAUCUGGAGGGCAGAGCUGACCUCAGCCCCUGUCCUUAGCCCAGCCCCUCCUCCAGAGUCUCCUAGGGGUCUUGGGGCCUCUCCCAGCUCCUGUGGCUUCCAGGUAGCCAGGCCCCGGUUCUCAGCCACCAGAACAGGAUUGCAGGCUCAUGUGUGGAGGCCUGGGGCAGGCCACCACUGAGCAGGGCAUAGCUCCCAGGACCAAGGAGAGGUGGAACUCCAGUUCCUAAAGUUGAUUCUUCUACCCAUCCCACUCCCUCUUUCAGGUGUCUGGAGACUAAAUUCCCUCCUGCCAGAGAUAGUUUUGGAGUUGGUGCCCCAUUGCCCAGCUUCCUGCUUUCUGGCUCCCAACUUCCCUGCUGCUUUCCAACCUACUAUACUGGCUUUGGUGUCCGUGCUUCUCUUUGUCUUUGUAGUUCCUUCUCUGGCUCUCUGUCUUUAUCUCUAGGUCUCUCCACUCAUACUCCUCAACUGGUCUGUGUUUCUCUACAUUUGAGCUUUUCUCUGUGGGCCUCAUUUUAACAUUCAAUGAGAAGCACACAGAGAAGUUACCACUGAGACUUGAGGCAAGAAGCUCCCCACAAAGCAGGCAGCAAAGGGACUGAAUUGACUCCUCUUUGCACUAAAUCACUUGCUACUCCUCAUUCUUCUUUCCCAAGCUUGGCUGGCAUAUACCUAGGCAUGUAUGUGUGCAUUUGUGUAUGUGCCAGUGUGUGUAUGCACAGAUGUGCUCUUCUGUCUGAGGCACGAGUUAGAGAAGUCUAAAUAAAGACCCAAUUGGGGUUUUACCUUUGUGCUGAUGAAAGAAGGGUCAGAUAUCCACACAUGGAUAGUCUAGUGGGAAAAAAGAGAUGCACUAGAGUUAAAGACCAGCAUCUGUAGCCAAUGUACAGCAUCUUGUGAAAUUCAUAGAGUAUGAGAAGACUGGAAGGGCCACAGCAGUUUGUAUGGGCUAAGUUAUACCAGCUAGACCAGGUAUAGAACUAAGAAUUCUAUUCCUCAGGAUUUCAGAAAGUUAGCAACUUGAGAGGCCCGUGGUGAGCAACAAAGCAUCCAGGAAGUGAAAAAAAAAGAAAGAAAAUUUCCUCUGAGAAUAAACAAAUCAUUGGCUUCAUUGCCUUAUGAACCUAAGACAGAAAGGAGGGAGAAAAGAACCAUGAUGUGGAAAGUGAAAUAGAAACUAGGAGCAGAACAGAAAUGAGUGAAAUUGAUUGACCAACAGGAGCGUGGUGAGGGAGAGUGCAGUGUUGGCAGAGAGUAAAGUUGGGUAACAAGAAACCAACCGUAUACAAAAGGGGGAUUGGGGAAAAAUUCAAGAGAGAAGAAUGUAUUUGUUAGAGUGAAGGGGGAUGAUGGUGGAGGGAUGUGAGAGUGUGUGCUGAGUAUUGAAAGAACAGUUAGUAUCUGUGCUGCCUCCUUUGAGUCUGUCCUUCUGUCUUCUGCAGCUUGUCAUGACUACCUGGGAAACGGCAAGGAAACACCCAGAGCCAAAAUCUCUUUUCAGUCCUACCCCAUCCCUCAAACCCUAGCUCUUGUUCCUUUCCAGCUUCAACUCCUGAUCUCUGAUCCUCGAGGGGUAUGCACUUCCCUCUCACCAUGACUGCCACCAGUCACGUUUGCUGCUUGAUCUGGAAGUUGAUAAUUUCCUUUGCAUAUUGGGUGUGAGUCACAGUACUUUGAUUUGUGCACAAUAAACUUAUGCCCCAUA